AUGGCCAUGCGGCCCGAUGGACUUGGUUUCGACUGCACUGCAGCUCAAAACGAGAUUGGAUACUCACUGGAAUUUGCAGCUUCCCUAUAUUUUCUCAAGUUGAUUUCGUCACACUGUGGUGAUUGGUGUAUCACUGGUGUUAGCUUUCAUGCUGUAUUCCAUAUACGAGCAGUAUGA
This is a messenger RNA of Prunus armeniaca (apricot), 177 nucleotides long. The record is from the annotation of a GenBank genome assembly. NCBI's taxonomy places the organism in Eukaryota, Viridiplantae, Streptophyta, Magnoliopsida, Rosales, Rosaceae.